Messenger RNA from Anopheles aquasalis, 4065 nucleotides. Its product is annotated as vascular endothelial growth factor receptor kdr-like. The record is from RefSeq and is a predicted model, not a curated record. Gene Ontology annotation, biological process: positive regulation of kinase activity; protein phosphorylation; multicellular organism development. NCBI's taxonomy places the organism in Eukaryota, Metazoa, Arthropoda, Insecta, Diptera, Culicidae. Gene Ontology annotation, cellular component: signaling receptor complex; plasma membrane. Gene Ontology annotation, molecular function: ATP binding; transmembrane receptor protein tyrosine kinase activity.
AUGAAAAGAACCGUAAACUUUCUUACUGUUGUGUUUAAUCAGUUGGGAUCAGUAAAGGCUGAAAAUAGUAAACUUCCCCCGAUGAGCGAUAAUGGAGAUGCUGCAGUUGACUUACCCCUAAUCGAAUGGCCAGCUGACGAGGUAGUGCUUGGGUUUGGAGAAAUAUGGAAUGUUAUGUGUAUCUGUAAUAACCCAAUCGUAUGGAAGCCUUUUGAUGACGCGUAUUCGUGGGAGCUUCCAGUCAUCAAUAUUUCAUUUCACAACACAACCGAUAUCAAAAAGCCUUAUGGUAGCAUUCUUACCAUAACAAACGCAACUGCAUUGAUGGUUGGCCAGUACUACUGUGUACACUCCGAGAAGCAACAUGAAGAUCUAGAUGAGAUGAUUGCUGAAAACGUAGCCAGCAGCAUCUAUGUUUAUGUAAAAGAUCCUCAUCAAAUCGUGGUACCGCGUCAGAUUAAGUAUUACUAUAAAAACCAAAAAAUGGUUAUUCUCUGCAAACCUUCGCAUCCGGAUGUAGAGGUGGAAUUGUGUGACCAUUCGUACAAAACCUGUAGAGCGACUUCAGAUCCAACAAAAGGGUUUGUAAUUUCGGAAACAACCUAUAUUCGUUCAGAAGAUUAUUAUUGUAAAGUCAAUGACACCAAAUUUGCUCCUAUUCUUCCCCUGGAAUACAGUGGAGGAACAUUAAAAAAACCUAUCAUCAUAAGCAAUGUUGGGAAUCAAGUACCAAUUGGGAGAACCAUUCGUCUGAACUGCAUUUUCGUGGGGUAUGGUAAAAAUAUUCAAGUAUGGUGGAAAACGCUUCCAAACCAUCAGCUUGCUGAGAUAGACAAUACAAUCUCUAUAGGUAAAAUAUUUAGACCCACUUUAGAGUCUUCACUCGUCACUCGUGACCUCAUAAUCGAAAAUGCUACGAUCGAGCACAAAAGAACCUAUCGGUGUGAAGUGAUUGAUAGUGAAAAUAAUACCUACUAUCACAAUUUUAAGUUGCAUGUUCGUGAAUCGGCUAACGAUUUUGUUGAACUGAGUACAGCACACAACCGAACGUCCAUCAAUCGAUGGAUAAACAGCAAUGGAGAAACAACGCCGAUUGAAAUUAUUAUCCAUUAUAAAUCCUAUCCCUCCAACAUAACCUAUGAGUGGUUCAAGGACUACGAUGGCCUAAUAGACAUGGAGAACGGAGCCGUGUUUAAACAAGAAAAAACUGAUGAUUAUAUCAAACUGAGGAUCCAUCAACCGAAGUCGUACAAUACAGACAUUUACACACUUGUUGUUCAAGCAGGUACCGCGAAAGCGAUAUACAACAUGUCCGUUUUCGUUCAUGAUAAGCCUACUUUAACUAUGGAUAAUAGAAAAGCAGCCGAAGGAGAUAUAGUUACUUUACAGUGUUCGGCUGAGGCUUAUCCGAUGUCAACAAUUAGCUUCAUGUUCCAGCCGUGUAAGGAAGUACCCAGGGCCAACUGUUCGACUUUGAAUAAUACAGAAGCUGUGUGGCAAGUAGGUAGCGCGCGAACAGAGACCGGAGGAUACGUCUGGGUAGUAUCGCUAUACACAAUAUAUGCUCUUGAACCUGGAGUCGUGUACUGCAAGGCUAACAAUUCCGUAGGAAAUGCAAUGACGCAAGCCUAUUUAUUGAUAGAAAAUAUUUCCGAAUUUAUGACGCUGGAAAUUGUUAACCCCAAAGGUGUAAUUACUGUUGGAGAUAACGUAACCAUCGUCUGCUCGGUUAUGAUUUUCGUAGACACCGUUGACGUGACAUUCGAGCGCAAUGGAAAGAAGCUCCCAGGAACUGUGAUACAAAACGAUUCAAAAAUGCACAAAAUCCAACUCACUCUGUGGAAUGUUGGCCUAAAUCAUACGGGAGAAAUAUUCUGUAAUGUGACAUACAGGAGGAACAGAAGACCAGAAGAGUCAACGUUCAUUCACAUGGAAGUGAUACAUGCAGUCGCUCCUCAUUUGCGUUCAGGCGAUAUCAAUCAAACUCUAAUCGUUGAUGCACUGAAGCCCAUUAAACUCGAGUGUGAUGUUGGUGGAACUCCUGAACCAAAGAUAACGUGGUUCAAAGAUGGAAAGCCUUUCGAAUACAAUAUGAGCAGCCCAGAAAAUAUAUCUUCAAUCACAAUUGAAAAUGCGAAUCCAAUGCACUCGGGGUUAUAUAAAUGCAUUGCAGCAAAUAAACAAGGAAAUAUUAUGUUAUUCAAGGACGUUACCGUACCAAUUAGCAAGUGGAAUCAGCCGAUAGUAUAUGUGAUGAUGUCUCUUCUACUGCUAAUAGCAAUUCCAAUAGGGUUGACAUCUCUGUAUUUCUUCUACAAGAAGAAAAAGCAAUUAUCAAAAUUAGAAGAUGACAUUUUUGCAUAUUAUAACCCCAUCUUGCCACAGAAUGAAGAGACCAAACUUCCAUUUUCAUAUAAAUCGCAGUAUGAAUUCGCACUGGAGCGACUGAAACUUCUCACACAACUCGGGACCGGUGCUUUUGGUGUAGUGAUGAUGGCAAUCGCCACUGGUAUUAAGGUAAACGAAGAGACAACGAUAGUUGCCGUCAAAAUUGUAAAGGAUAAACACGAUGACGAUUCUAUGCGCGCCCUAUUGGCGGAGCUCAAGAUAUUAACACAUCUAGGUCGGCACCUGAACGUGGUGAAUCUACUUGGAGCAGUAACUCAACACAUUUCGAAUCAUGAGUUAAUGGUUAUCGUCGAGUAUUGUGCUUUCGGAAAUUUGCAGGAUUACCUACAAAAACAUCGAGGACGAUUCAUGGAUCAGAUAAGUCACCAAUCGGAUGAGGUAUUACAAUCGAACAGAACCGAUCGUGUUUAUCAAUACAACGUUCAUGGUUUGAAAUACGUGAGUUUAUCGUUUUCUACCGACAAUCUAAAUCACCCUGCACAAUGUGGCCUACAGUCAACUAGUAACAAAAGAUAUGUAUAUUAUUCCCAAAUCAACGAUGCCGACAAGAAUGAUAAAAAAGCCCACAAUGCAUCUACUGAGAGUGAGUUUUCUAAUUUCGAGGUUUUGUUCCGAUAUAUUCGCUUCUAACAUUAAAUGCUCACAUAACUUACAGCUCAAGAUCGUUUGUCCUUUGACUCAGAAGAACCCUUAAAACCGUCUAGCCAUCUCGCGAACGAAUCGGUUGCUCCUUUAAGAUCAUUAAAUACAGCUGAUCUCAUCAUAUGGGCUGCACAAGUAGCAAGCGGGAUGGAGUACUUGGCAUCGCAAAAAGUUAUGCACGGUGAUCUGGCUGCUCGGAACAUUCUAUUAUGUGAUGAUAAUGUAGUAAAGAUUUGCGAUUUUGGACUGGCACGAACUAUUUAUCGACACAACGUUUACAAGAAAAAUGGCGAAGCUUUGCUGCCAUUCAAAUGGCUGGCAAUAGAAUGCAUCACGGAUAAUAUUUUUAACACCCAGUCGGAUGUGUGGGCAUACGGCAUAGUGUUAUGGGAGCUGUUUUCUCUCGGUAAGAUGCCAUACCCAGGGCUGGACGCCAAUCUCGAGCUAUACAAUAUGUUACAAGAAGGAUACAGGAUGCAAAAACCCCAAUUCGCCAAUCGAGAUAUCUACGAUAUUAUGCUAAAUUGCUGGGCAGAAGAUCCAACUGCUCGACCCUCGUUUACAGAUCUCAGGCGCCGAUUCAAUGCAAUGAUGCCCGAGGAGGUGCUAGAUCGCUUAUUGAAACUGAACGAGCCGUAUGUAGCAUUGAACGCGGCAAACAAUAAAGAUAACAGUGCAUUCUCGUCGUAUGUACUACCUUCCUCAACCAAAGGUUAUGUGAAUGUUUCAAAAGUACCUUCUGUAUAUCCAUCUUCCGACAUCGAUCAAAGCACAACAAACGACGAUCGUGAAUCCAAAGUGGAUGCAGAUGGUAGUAGCAACAGUGGAGACGACUUAAAACAGAUGAGUUUCAACGCUGAGGAAUUGCAACCGGCCCAGGAUUCCCUCAGUAACACAUCUGCUGGAAUUCGUAAAAAGAAGCACAGUAGACACGCGGAGCUGUUCGUCAAUAUGCACAACGCCUUCUCUAAUCCAUGUUAUAUCGAUAUGAAACAAUUCAAUGAAGAGCGUUAA